This is a messenger RNA of Branchiostoma belcheri (Belcher's lancelet), 6932 nucleotides long. RefSeq names its product cilia- and flagella-associated protein 44-like. The record is from RefSeq and is a predicted model, not a curated record. Gene Ontology annotation, molecular function: protein binding. Lineage: Eukaryota; Metazoa; Chordata; Leptocardii; Amphioxiformes; Branchiostomatidae. Bases 77 to 6508 code for a protein of 2143 amino acids. The transcript is spliced from 43 exons.
UGACGUUGCGGACACCCCCGCGUGUGAAUGGUCUCGUCCAGACGCCAUAGUAACCAGUCUGUUGAGAAACGGCAAGAUGGCGGACAGCGAAGAGACUGCAGCGGACACUACGGCAGGUCAGUCUGAGGCUCACCCCGCCUCGGGUAAGUCUGCCGACAGCGCGCCGCCCGUACGCAAGUCCAAAAACCUGCAGGAGGCAACGCAGCAUCUGAAGGAAGAGGCCCUGCGUCGCUUUGUUCUCCAAGGAGGAGAGGAGAUGUCUACAACAGAGGAAGACCCUAGCAGUAAUAGUACUGGUCCUAGUGCUGAUGUAAAGAUGCCGAAGAGCGGUGGUACUGAGGAUGGGAGUGAUAAAACAAGCAGCGAUGCUCAAGCUCAGUCAGCGGACGCAAUCGCAGGCGAAGCAAACACUCUAAACAACAUGGCGUCCAAAGGUUCUGAUGUUACUGCUGACAAAGGUACUGAAGGUACCACCCAUGUCAUCAAUAAAGAUACCAACGAUACCUAUGAUAUUCACGAAGAUGACGCCCCAAGUACCACUGCAGAAGGUGGUACAGCGGUACCUGCAAAAAAUGAGGUACCCGCAGAAAAUGAGGUACCCGCUACAGAUGGGAAGUCAGAGAAUGAUGACGGAGCUGCAAGUAGCUCUGGUAAGCAGGAUGCAAGAGCAAAGCCCACAGGAGUAGAGUCAGGCCAGCCCAACACCCCAGCGGAGGGGAAAGCCGAUGCAUCCGGGAAUUCGAAGGAAGAAGUCCCCGGGGCUGCCAGCACUCAGGAAGGCAAACCUGCGUCUCCCACCACUCAAGCAGAGAAGGAUGAAACUCCGGCCCAGCAGACAAGCUCCAACUCUACGGAAAACCUCCAAGAGAAGUUGGAAGUAGCAAGCGACGUCCCUGCUGAAUCAGCUGCUGCUCCAAAUGAUGACACCACAAACCCAGAUUCUGCACAAAACGGAGAGGGGGCCGCUACAGCUGAUGAGCCCAGCCCACAGGAAGCAACUCCAGCAAAUACAGAAUCCACCCAAAAUGGAGCCGAAGCUCCUACAGCAAACGAAGACUCCAGCCAGCCUGCUGAGAGUGGCCAGGAACAGGGGCAACAAGACAUCCAGUGGGUGGAAGAAUCAGGACAGUCUGAGGACCAAGCUGCGGCAGACACAACUCAGGCAGCAGCAGAAGGUGCCGCAGACAAGACAGAGGAACCGUCCGAAGCAGUCCCUGCAGCAGGUGAUGAAGUGACAGCAGACAGCCAGCAGGGACAGCCCGACACCGACACAGCUGGAGAUCAGGUGCCACAGCCUGCUGCUCAGGACAGCACUCAGGAAAAGCAAGGGGACAGCACUGAAAAGCCGGAGACAGCAGCAACUGCUGAUGCCACCGAACAGCCUGCACAGCCAUCCGAUGACACUGCCGGCAAGGACGCUGACGCUGCUCAGGCUGCUGAACAAGAGAAACAGCCAGAGGUCACACCAGCAGACGCAGGUGAACAGCAAGCACAGCCAGAGGUCACUCCUGGAGAGGCUAGUGAACAGCAAGCACAGCAGGAGGAGACAGCAGCAGACAGUAGUGAACAGAAAGCAAAGCCUGAAGAGACUGCAGGACAGCCUGCAGAACAGCAGGCUGCACCAGAGGAAGCAGCAAAAGACAGCAGUGAACAGCAAGAAGUUGCCGACAAACCAAAGGAUGAUGCAGCACCGGCUGCAGCUGAAGCCGGCCAGGAGCAGGAAGCUGCACCUGUAACAGGUGACGAAGUUACCGAGGGCACAGAGGGCGGCAUGCCGGCCAACUUCUUCUACAACUACGCAGAGCGGGUGUCCAAACCACACGUGACUCAGGACUCCGGCAUUCCUCUCAACCUGAUGGAGCUACACCACUCGUUUGGGUACGACUGCAAGCGGCGCUCGAACCUUCACCUGGUGGAUAAGGACACGGUGGUGUUCAUUGCCGGGAACGCGGUGGAGGUUUUGGGUCUGGAGACGGGAGAACAGAAGUACCUGCACAGCACCAGUGGCAGGGGCGUCGGCGCACUGACGGUGCACCCAAGCCAGAAGUACUUCGCUGUAGCGGAGAAGGGUGACCAGCCCAACAUCAACAUCUACGAGUGGCCGUCCAUGCGGCUGUACCGCGUCAUGCGCGCGGGAACGGCCGAGGCCUACGCCUUCGUGGACUUCAACCCCAGCGGGGACCUGCUGGCCUCGGUCGGCAGCUACCCGGACUUCAUGCUCACCAUCUGGGACUGGAAGAACGAGCAGAUCGUCCUCAGGUCCAAGGCCUUCGGUCAGGACGUCUUCCGGGUGACCUUCUCACCAGAAAACGAGGGCUUCCUCACGUCCAGCGGUAUCGGCCACAUCAGAUUUUGGAAGAUGGCACGGACGUUCACGGGUUUGAAGCUGCAGGGAGAGCUGGGAAGGUUCGGCAAGACGGCCAUCUCAGACAUCGAGGGCUACGUGGAACUGCCUGAUGGGAAGGUACUAUCCGGUACAGAGUGGGGGAGCCUGCUGCUGUGGGAGGGGGGCCUGAUUAAGGUGGAGAUUGUGAGGAAGGGGAAGAAGCCGUGCCACCAGGGGGAGGUCGAGCAGCUGGUCAUGGACGAGGGAGAACUCAUCACCAUUGGAGCAGAUGGCUGCGUCAGGGUGUGGGACUUUGAGACGAUUGACACGGCCGACACCGUGGACGACACAAAUCAGUUUGAGAUGGAGCCCAUGAACGAGCUCAAGGUCGGCAGCGGCGUCCACCUCAAGUCCAUGACCAAGUCCGUGGACCCGGAACAGUCCACCAUGUGGUACGCACAGGAUGCCAAUGGAGGCAUCUGGAAGCUGGACCUCUCCUUCUCACACACGACAAAAGCCCCAGAGCAGUUGUACCACUACCACGCUGGGAAGAUUUCGGGGCUGUCGGCGUCUCCCAACACUCACCUGUUUGCCACCAUCGGAUCAGACAGCCGUGUGCAUGUGUAUGACCACGCUGCCAAGCUGCCCCUCUGUACUGCUAAGUACACUGCUGGUGGGUCUGCACUGUGUUGGGCACCUCUUGUGGUUGACCCUGAGGGCUCGACCCUGAUCGCAGGGUUCACGGACGGCGUGGUGCGCGUCCUGACGGUGGCUCGGAAGCCGCAGGCGGACGGGAACAGCGGCGGGGAUGCCCCCACGGAGAUCACGCUGCAGCAGGCCUUCAAACCGCACGCAGGCACAGUCACCGCCAUGGCACUGGACAGCAAGGGGAAGAUUCUCGCCACCGGGGGUGAAGACAAAACUGUGUUUUUCCUGACAGUGGGAGAGAAGUAUGAACCCAUCGGCUUCGUCUCUGUACCCGGACCGGUGUCAUGUGUCGAGUGGUCUCCUGAAUCUGAGGGUCCCCAGAAACUGCUAGUGUGCUGCACUAACGGCACGGUUGUGGAGUUGGCCGCCCCAGAGCCAGGGACAAUCGACACAUCGACAUCCUUCAAGAUCGAAGGUCUGGACAUGCGGGGAUUCACCUUCAAAAGCAUCAAGUCAGAGCUACGGAGGGAAGAAGAACGAAUCAGGAAGGAGGAAGAGAGGGAGCAGAGGAAGAAGGAAAGAGAACGAAGGAGAAAGAUCCGGCAACAGCAGGGGAUAGAGGAUGAUGAAGAAGAAGUUGAGGAAGGUGAGAUUGAGCUGGAGACGCCCAUGUACCUCCCCCCUGUACCCAGCCCCAUCCUGCAGGGCUUCUACCACGGACCCCCCGGAACUGUCUGGCUCUCUAUGGGUGAGUUUGAUGCAGGUUACCUGUAUGAGUGUAAGCUUCCCGAGGAUGCUGAGGGGAUCGAGGCUGUGAAACCCGGCAGAGCGGUACCCAUGCUGGAGACGGACGACGUGCCCAUCACCUGUAUCUCUCUCAGCUGUAACCAGCGACAGGUGCUGCUAGGCCUGGAGAACGGCAGCGUUCGGAUCCACCCCCUGGAGGGAGACGAUGACUGGGAGUCGCGGGACAUCGCAGCUGAGUUCGGCGCCUACUGGCAAUACAGCAUCCACGACUCGCACGCUGGCAGCGUCACGCAGAUCGCCACCAGCUUCGACGACCAGUACCUCUUCACGGCCGGCGCGGACGGAAACGUCUUCGCCUUCAAGGUCCUGUCUCAGGAGGAGAUCGACCGGUCCAGGGCGGCCGAGAGGGCAAAGGUCCCCUCAGCGAAGUACAAGGAUGAGGAGGCCAUCAGAAGGGUGGAGGAUAUUGAGAGUGAAGACCAUUACAGCAUCGAAGAUGCCAAGCAGAAGGCGGAGCACGACAAGAUGAUGCGGCUGGCCGAGGAGCAGAAACAGAAAACGAGGAAAGCCAUCAACCAGCUGCGGCGGAAGUUCAACAAGCUGAUCGAACAGAACCAGGAGCUUCCGGGACACGCACAGCUCGACAGAGUGGAGUUUGAGCUUGACCCUGAGAACCGUACGGAGAUGGAGCGGGUGACUCUGGAGCGGCUGCAGCUGGUCCAUCGGGAGCUUGACUGGGAGAAGGAGAAACACUCGCUGGCCCUGCACAAGCUCAAGGCUAGGUUUAAGGACAUCCUGAUGUCGGAGCGGCUGGUGGUGCACAGUUUCGAGACGGGCCACCUGGUGUCGACGUUCCGGCUGGGGAAGCUGUCGGAGGAGUACUACCAGCUCCGGAGGGAGAUGGAGCAAAGACAGUCGUCUGUGGUGGAGCCCGGGGAGUUCGGCAGCACACGGGAGUCAACGGACUACUCCCUCAAAGCUGCGAAGGAGAGUGAGGAUGAGGAUGAGCCUAGCCAGGCCGGCCUGGGGAUCCCCGGGACGGUCCCGAAGAAGGGGCAGGUCCAGCUGACGGGACGGCUGGGGGAGAAGGUCGCCAAGGCCCUGAGGAAGGCCGAGCUCGCCAAGAAAAGACGGGAGAAAAGACAGACGGAGUGGGACGCUCUGCUCAGCAACAAGCCAGAUGAGAACUAUGAGGACCCGCAGGACCUGGCAGACAUCAAAUACGCUCAGGAGAACAUGGGGGACGUAAAGCUGAAGACUGCCAAGGACUACACGGUGCCAGAACACCUGAGGAUGAACGCAGAGAAGAAGAGAAACCAGCUCAUUGUCCUGAGAGGAUUGAUUCAUCACCAGAAGGAGUUGUUUAAUAGGCGGGUUUACGCUUUGAGGCAGGAGAAAAUCGGUGUGAUAGAAGAGAUCCAGCAGCAUGUAACGGCCCUGGAAGCCUUACAGACAAAGUUGGCUCCCAGUAAGAGGAAGGGUCUGCCUCCUGUACCACAGCUGCUGCCUGAUGAACAGCCGGAAAAACAAAUGGAGUAUGACCGUGCGUCUCUGCUGAAGUUUAAGAAAGACCUGGCAGCCCGAGAGGCGGCUGCUCUGAAGGGCACAGACAGCAGCGGCGGGUUUGGGGGAUUUGGGGGGUUCGGUGGGGGAGGAAAGGCUCCGGAGAAACAGGCCGAGGCGGCCCCACAAGCCUCUCCCCCUCCAGAGUCGGACGCAAACAAACAGGCCACCGUUUCCCCGACGACUGCAGCAGCGCAGGAGAGUCAGUGGCAGGCCGGCCAGGAGGACCUGACACCGCUGGAGGUACAGCUGCGAAAUGCUGAGGAGAUCAGACUGCUGUACAAAAGAGACACCCAUCUGGAGGAGGUUGCCGACCUCCUGAGCCGGUUCGACGCCAAGUUGCAGCUGCUCUGCCACGAGAAACUCCAGCUGCAGGUGGAGCAGAAGAUGGCGGACCUGCGGCAUGUGACGUUGUUCGAAGAGCUCGUACUCCUCAAGGAGUUCGAGAAGAGAGAGAACGUCCUUGCUGACAAGGUCAACAACAAGAAGCAGGAGAGGGCCGACAUGGAGGUCAAGGUGACGGAAUGCCAGGCCAAACUGGAGGCGAAGAAGAAGGACAUCGACAAACUCCUGGACAAGGAGAGAGUCCUGCUGUCCACCUUCCAGGCGUCUCUCGGAGACAACAACAAGUUUGCAGACUUCCUGACGAAGGUGUUCAAGAAGAAAAUCAAGAGAGCGAAAAAGAAGGCAGAGUCAGAAGAGGGGUCUGAUGAUGACAGUGAUGACUCUGAUGACGAGUCAGACUGGUCCAGCAGUGAGGAGGAGGGAAGCGAGGAGGGAGGUCUGGACGACAGCGUCUGCCCACCUGGCUGUGACCCGGAAAUGUUUGACAACGUGUGUCAGCUGCGGGAGCGGAGACUGGACAUUGAGGAGGCCCUGGCCGAGGAGAAGAAAGCCCAAGACGUCUUAAAGAAGGAAUACGAGACGCUGACCAAGAAGGCCCGCAUCAUGGACUCGGCUCUCAAGACGGCAGAGGGCGACUUGGAGGCCUUCCAGCUUGAGAAGCAGCAGAAGCUGAACGAGCUGGACGUUGUUGUUCCCCUGAGGCUGCACCAGGUGGAGCACAUGUACAACGGCAUCGUGCCGAACGACCUGUCCCCCUGCCUGGUCUUCACCGCCUCCGCCAUGGGCAACCUGCAGCACAGGAUCAAGGAGCUGCAGCAGGAGAAAAAGUACAGAAGAACAGAUACAAGGAGUACCGUCAGCAGCACGUUCAGCUGCUGAAGGACCGUAAGGAGAUGGAGGCUGUGAUCGCCGAGCUGGAGGAGAAGUGCCACACCAUGAUGAUGCUGAAGUUCGGCCGCAUCGUCGACCUGGAGCGGCUCGAGUCCCUCCGCGUCAACCGCAACAUUGAGGAGCUCAAGGAGAAGCUGAGAGCGAACGAGCUCAAGUCGGCCGCAAACCUCGCCAAGUGGGGGGAGAGAGUUCAGGCAGAAAGAGACAGGAUAACGGAGCUGACCAGAAACAACACCCAGCUGCUUGAUCAGCUCAACCUGCUGCUGGGAGAGAGGAAGGACCUGGAGACGGCGCUCGACGCUCGGCAGAAAAACCUGGGUGGUGAGUACCAGGGUAACCGUCGUGCCGACAUGCGCGAGCGACAACGCCUCAUUCAACUGGUGCAGCUGCAGGCACAGGAGAUAGAGGCUCU